Messenger RNA from Adineta steineri, 1161 nucleotides. The record is from the annotation of a GenBank genome assembly. Lineage: Eukaryota; Metazoa; Rotifera; Eurotatoria; Adinetida; Adinetidae.
AUGCAUCCGCAUUAUGGAUUUGUAGGUUCAACAUAUGUUGGAAAUAAUGUUGGAAUAAAACAAGUUCAACAAAUCUAUGGAAAUUCAAUUCAUCAUCAACAAGUACCUUUUUAUUCUCAACAUUCAAAUUAUUCAUCAAUUCAUUCACAUCAACAAAGAAAUCAACAUUAUCCUCCCUAUCAACAACAACAACAACAACAAGCACAAGCCCAAGCCCAACAACAACAACAACAAAUAAAUAAUGUUGAAUGUAAGUUGUCUAUUCUAUCCUUUAAGGAAAGAGAAAAAAUGUUUGAAAAUUCUUCAUCAUCAUCAACAACAGGAACAUAUCCAACAUCAACAUUAAAAUGUUUAUUAGAAAAUACUGAAUUGGCUGAUCUUUUAUUUAAUAAUUUUCCUAUUUUAGACGAUGAUAAUCAUUUAAAAUCGGAUAAACAACUUUUAUCAAAUGAAUUAGCUUCAAAAGUUGCAUGGAAUUCUUCAGCAUUUCUUGGUCCAAAUUUAUGGGAUAAAGAUCAAUUAUACAGUGCAAAUGGUAAUGGAAAUGGAAAUGGAAAUAAUAAUGGAACAACAUCAACAUCAACAUUACAUAAUGAAAAAACAACAAAUGGAAAUUUUAAAGUUGAAAAUAUUGAUAUUGAUGAAUUUCUUUGUGAAAAUAAUUUAAAUUUAAAUGAUAUUGAAUCAUUUUCAAAUCAUUUUGAACAUGUUGAACAAACAACAUCAAAUUCACCAAAUCAAAAUCAAGAUACACUUAUUCUUCAUUCACCUAUGCAAGCAGCACCAGCUAAAUCACCUGCUGAUGAUUCUAUUAGUCGUCAAUCAUCAAGUUCAUCACGAAAAUAUUCUCAAGAUGAAGUUUCAUCAAAAAAUGGACAUAUAAAACAAUCGAAAAAAUCUCGAAAGGCUCAACAUCAAUCUAAACAGUUUGUUCCAGAUGAAUUAAAAGAUGAAAAAUAUUGGGCGCGACGAAGAAAAAAUAAUUUAGCUGCAAAACGAUCGAGAGAUGCACGACGAAUGAAAGAAAAUCAAAUUGCAUUAAGAGCUGAUUUUUUAGAAAGAGAAAGUGAUUUAUUAAAGAAACAACUUGAAGAUUUAAAAAGAGAAAAUCAAAAACUUAAAAUGAAAUUAAUUCAAUAUGAAUCUUCAAUUAAACAGUGA